This is a messenger RNA of Halichondria panicea, 1159 nucleotides long. RefSeq lists its product as uncharacterized. NCBI's taxonomy places the organism in Eukaryota, Metazoa, Porifera, Demospongiae, Suberitida, Halichondriidae. The record is from RefSeq and is a predicted model, not a curated record. The transcript has a single exon. Bases 26 to 1018 code for a protein of 330 amino acids.
UUGUCAACGCCAUGUGGAUUUUCUAAUGGAGCACAUCAAGAUGGCGUCCAAUCCUGAGGAGAAAGCUAAUGUAGAAGAUUCCGUAGAGAGAGCGCAAUGGGAGCCUACGCACGAGUGGGAGUCAAGACUCAAGUUUGUAGAGGACAAUCUGGAAAGGCAUACUUUAGAGAAAGCAACACAACUUUCAAUUGUCUGGGCAAACAUGAAUUUCCUGGGCUGCCGUUAUCCAGUGAAUACAGAGUCCCUUGUGUCGUGGUACCCUCUGCCCAGUCUGGAUGAACUCCGCGAGAGAAGAAAUCGUCAUCCAAUUAAGAGAAAGUCUCAGAAAUUGUCGGAGAAUAUUGACGGACCCUCUGAACCCAAGAAACCGGCUCCGUCGCAACAAGAUGUUAGUGAUCUCAUCUCUUCAAUUCGCUCAAAGACAGAGCCGCCUCGUGUUGCUCUUGGGCUGGUGGAGUCCAUUGCAAGGAAGCUGUGUUUGUGUGUCAAGUGUAUUGGGAAAUGUGAGAACACCGUAGUGAAAGUUCAGAGGGUGCUGGAGAAGCACACUGCAUUGUGUAACGAACCCGUGGAGAUGACCUUUAACGAGUCAUCAGAAGGUCAUGUGUGUGUGCUCAUGUUUCGUGACAAGGCUGUCAUGGAGAGGACUGAAAGCAAGAAGAAAGAUGCCAAGUCAGCAGUUUGUGCCGAGCUUAUGAGAAAAGUUGAAGAAUGGCAGGAAGCCAACCAACUGCCACCGUGCAAAAAUACGACACCAUCCACCCCUCACGACUAUCCGCCCCCUCGAAACGAGUAUCCUCACUAUGGCAACUCAUAUCCGCCUCCGAAUGCCUAUAAUCGCCCCCGAUAUCCCUCACACUCUCACAGCCACCAACCCACUAACUCCUAUGCACCACGGAACGAUCGACCUUCGCGACCUCCGUAUCAGGAAAGGGCUAAUUACUAUAUGCCCCCUCCAUCAAGAGGAGCUGGUAACCAUGGCUACAGGGGAGGAUAUAAUCAAGGCUCUUAUUAUUGACAGUAGAUAUUAUUUUAUUAAGACAGGUAAUGUGUACUUUCAAUUGUUUUCCCAUCAUAAUUUUUCUAUUUGAACUAUAUAAUUAUAUGUUUUGCACAUUUAUUCUCUGCAUUUUAUCAAAAUAAGUUAAUUCUAUUCUUG